AUGUGUCCCCGGAGCAACUCGGCCUUCGUGCCGCCGGUGCCGAAGCCGCAGCAGAAGAAGUGGCGGCAGGAAGAGGAGUCAGGAGGCGGUCGCAGGGGAUCCCGGGCCUCCCGGCGUGCGUUGACGAAGAGCGAGGAUGUGCGGAGGUACAGCGCGGUGGAGCGUCGUGAGCGCAUCGAGAGAUACCGGAGCAAGCGCAAGCGCCGCAACUUCCAAAAGAAGAUCACCUACGCUUGCCGGAAGGCGCUCGCGGAUAGACGGCGAAGGAUCCAGGGGCGCUUCGCACAAGCCGGAGAGGAAGAUCAAAAGGCGUGCCUUGCAGAAACGACAGACCAAGGUUCAAGCAGCAGUAGCGGAAGUGCGGUGCCGGAGUGGUGGCCAGCAAUGGAGGAGGCGCUGGCCAGGAAGGAGGAGGUGGAUGGCAUCACUAAGCUCCUCCGCUGGGACCAUGAGAUGCUCGUCUCAUACCUCGGCCUGAACCUCUCCUGUGCUAGUGACCCUUCCAAUCAUCCAUCCACCUGA
This is a messenger RNA of Triticum turgidum subsp. durum (durum wheat), 522 nucleotides long. The record is from the annotation of a GenBank genome assembly. NCBI's taxonomy places the organism in Eukaryota, Viridiplantae, Streptophyta, Magnoliopsida, Poales, Poaceae.